UGCCGCUCGGGUUGUUUUUGUGCGUCGUCCGUCGCUCAGUUGCUCAGUUGCUCAUUCGCCCCGUUCGCCGCUCGUUCGAUCGCUCUCGCUACUCGCCGCGUUCGCCGAUAAGCCAUAAGCCAUAGGCCAAUAACAACAAUCAAUUCGCCGUCGCCAAAGCAAAGCAAACAAACAAAAAUCAAAACAAAAAGCUAUAUAGCUCCAUAGCUAUAGCUAUUGAGAAACAACAACAACAAGUCGGAGAGAAAUAUACUAAGUAAUAAGGGAUAUACAACACAGAUAUAUCCAAGUGCCAGUGACGAGAAUCUGUUUUUUUACCGUGUUGCCAGUGCCAAACAAUAAACAUCGCCCCAAAAAACAAACAUCUCUCUGGAAUACAAAACAUAUAAUAUAUAUAUAUAUAUGUUAUAUAUAUAUAUGCCCAAGCUAUAGCCAUAUAGUAGCUGGAUCUGAAAACAAGUCGCCAUUGGAAUACAGCACCGUUUUGCCUCUAGUUUUCUUUGUGUUUUUUUUUCGAUCGCAGAUCAGAAGCACAACCAGCGAAUUAUCUGAGUGGAGUACCAUAUAGCCAGUAUAGUGGACCGAUCCAUCGAUAGACAUCCGAUAGACACGGAUAUCGACUAUCGGAGCCUGGGGCCAGUGGAGACACACAGCUUCAACGUGGCGCUGCACUCGACCGAGGCCUUGAUGGCGGCGGGCUUCCUCAAGUCGGGCGAUCUGGGCCCCCAUCCGCACAGCUACGGGGGUCCGCACCCGCACCACUCGGUGCCCCACGGACCCCUGCCGCCGGGCAUGCCCAUGCCCUCGCUGGGGCCCUUCGGCCUCCCACACGGACUGGAGGCCGUCGGGUUCUCCCAAGGUAUGUGGGGCGUCAACACACGAAAACAGCGUCGCGAACGCACCACAUUCACACGCGCCCAAUUGGACGUCUUGGAGGCGCUGUUCGGCAAGACCCGUUACCCGGACAUUUUCAUGCGCGAGGAGGUGGCCCUCAAGAUCAAUCUGCCCGAAUCCAGAGUACAGGUGUGGUUCAAGAAUCGUCGCGCCAAGUGCCGCCAGCAGUUGCAGCAGCAGCAGCAGUCGAACAGCCUCAGCAGCUCGAAAAAUGCCAGCGGCAGCGGCAGUUGCAGCAGUUCCUCGGCCAACAGUCGCAACAACAACAACAACAGCAGCAACAACAACAACAGCAGUAGCAGCCACAACAACUCACAGAGCUCCGGCGGUGGCAAUAACAAAUCAAGCCAAAAGGGCAGCCACAACAACAACUCACAGUCGAGCUCCAGCGGCAACAACAGCAACAACCAGAACCAGAACAACAAUUCAGCGGCAGCAGCGGCCAGUGCAGCGGCAGCGGUGGCAGCGGCCCAAUCGAUCAAAACGCACCACAGUUCCUUUUUGAGCGCCGCCGCGGCGGCAGCCUCGGGCGGUACAAAUCAAUCGGGCGGUGGUGGCAGUAAUAAUCAAGGGGGCGGUGGCGGCAAUUCGACGCCCAACAGCAGCAGCAGCGGCGGCAGCGGGGGCGGCGGCGGCGGUCAGGCGGGCCAUCUCUCGGCGGCGGCAGCGGCGGCGGCCCUCAAUGUGACGGCCGCCCACCAGAACUCCUCGCCCCUCUUGCCCACGCCGGCCACGUCGGUGAGUCCGGUGAGCAUUGUGUGCAAAAAGGAGCAUUUGUCGGGCGGCGGAGGAGGUGGUGGAGGAGGAGGCUAUAGUGGCGUUGGAGUGGGCGGUAACAAUGCCUCCUCGGUGGGCCUGAACCUAGGCGUCGUUGGCGGCGUUGGCGUCUCCCAGGAUCUCCUGCGAUCCCCCUACGAUCAACUCAAAGACGCCGGUGGCGAUAUUGGAGCCGGGGUGCAUCAUCAUCACAGCAUCUAUGGCUCGGCGGCCGGCAGCAAUCCCCGCCUGCUGCAGCCCGGCGGCAAUAUCACACCGAUGGACAGCAGCAGCAGCAUCACCACCCCAUCGCCGCCCAUCACACCGAUGUCGCCGCAAUCGGCGGCCGCAGCGGCCCAUGCCGCCCAAUCGGCCCAGUCCGCCCACCAUUCCGCCGCCCAUUCGGCUGCCUAUAUGUCCAAUCACGAUUCGUACAACUUCUGGCACAACCAGUACCAGCAAUACCCGAAUAACUACGCCCAGGCGCCCAGCUACUACUCGCAGAUGGAGUACUUUAGCAAUCAGAAUCAGGUCAACUACAAUAUGGGCCACUCGGGCUAUACGGCCUCCAAUUUCGGACUAUCCCCGUCGCCCUCGUUCACCGGCACCGUUUCGGCGCAGGCCUUCUCGCAGAACAGCCUGGACUACAUGUCGCCGCAGGAUAAGUACGCGAAUAUGGUGUAGAACCUACUCUUUCAAUACUGCAGCGGAGGCAACAGCAACAACAACAACAGUAGUUCGGGGGGUGAGGGUUCGGGAUCGGGAUCAGG
Molecule: messenger RNA, 2420 nt
Organism: Drosophila takahashii
Lineage: Eukaryota; Metazoa; Arthropoda; Insecta; Diptera; Drosophilidae
Gene: oc
Product: ocelliless
Biological process (GO): regulation of transcription by RNA polymerase II
Cellular component (GO): nucleus
Molecular function (GO): DNA-binding transcription factor activity, RNA polymerase II-specific; RNA polymerase II cis-regulatory region sequence-specific DNA binding
Source: RefSeq, a predicted model, not a curated record